AUGGAGCGUCUGGCGGCAGCGGCAGCGGCAGCGGGCAGCAGCAGCAACAAGAUCAGAUCUGACGAAAGCCCAAAUCGCAAUCAACCAAGGAAACACGAUGGAUGCGGCCAACAAUUAUAUGCGCGAAAGAAGCAACGCAAAGAUGAGUGGGUGCCCCUGAAGCUUUGCUCCGCUCAGCUCAAUAUAGAAAAACACGGAAUUUUUGGCUUAGAAGGGGGGCAUACGCACAAGGGUACAGACAGACAGACCAGCCACCCGCCAAUGCCAAUUGUGAAGAAGAUGGGAUGGCACCAGCACCCGCACUCGCACCCGCAGCCGCACCCGCAGCCGCACCAGUCUGGCCUAUUUCACUGUGAGACACAAUUCUCUUCGAAGAAAAGGCUGAAGCUCGGUGGAGGGGCCAAACAGCAGCCGCGCAUGGGGGUCUGGGCAACACUGGGCAGCGUGGGAGUGGAUACUCUGUGCAGACCAGAAAUACGGAGUGGACAGACCAGCAUGAGUGCAGAUCAGACCGACCUCCUGCCGACUCGACGUCCGGGAUCCUCAAAGCGCACCGGGCACAAGGCACAAGAGCAGAAUAGCAGCAGCGGACGGCACUGCUUUGGAACAGUACCAGUACCAGUACCAACGAUGAGAUGGCAUGCCAUGAUACUACAAAACAUACUUGGGCUCAGAGAACACUCGAUCGAAUCGAAUGAGGGACCUGACGGGACCGACGACGAGCGGACGGUACCUGCUCCGACUCCAACUUUACUGUACACGCUAUCAAUCCCAAAAGAAAAUACACUCAUCCCCGUCGUGUACACAGCCGAGUUUCGCAAUUAUUCCGCCGAGGCGCCAAAAUCAAGCCGAAACCAUGGAUCGACGAAAGAUGAAAAUAGUAGUACUGCUACAACUCCUGCAGGAACGGGUGAAGAGCUUGCCUUGCUUGAACAAGAUGAGGCUGGAUCCCCUCCCCGGUGGCAGAUUUUAAGGAUUAAGGAGGCGUGGCCAGUUGUCACUACUCCGUACUCAAGCUUGAGCCGUUAUCACAUUACUAUCGAGUCUGGAGGAACGAACUCUUUCUUCUUCUUCUUCAUCAUCUUCUUGCUUUUUGCCGGCACCCCCGAUUGUAUGCAUAGCUAG
Drepanopeziza brunnea f. sp. 'multigermtubi' MB_m1 is the source of this 1125-nucleotide messenger RNA. Lineage: Eukaryota; Fungi; Ascomycota; Leotiomycetes; Helotiales; Drepanopezizaceae. The record is from RefSeq and is a predicted model, not a curated record.